GUCUAGAGACUCUAUGAAGGAAUUCUCGAACUAUUAUAGUUCUACGCUUCAUCAUUGUAGGCGCUAGUAUCAACUUUAUCAAGAAAAUUACUUUCUUAAAUUAAAAUAUUAAGGAAUAUUAAAAUAAUAAUAUUGAUUUUAAUAAAAUUUUUUAUUUCAUACAUUAAAUUAUUUAUUACAUUAUAAAUUUUAAUAUUUUAUAUAACCUAUUAAAAAUAUUGUCAUCAUAUUGAACUUGACAAGACAAUUAAAUGUAAAUAAAAUUAUUAAAAUAGAUAUAAAAAUUAAAAAUGGUCCUUGGAAGAAUAUUUUAUUCAAGAAUACUAUCUAAUUUAAGAUAUAAUUUAGGAAAUGAUAUUCAAUUUUAUAGUGUAUUCCCACCAAAUUAUAUAAAACCAAUUUAUAAAAAAGAUGAACAAGAAUUAAUGUAUAGUAACGCAAAAAUAAAACAAUUAAUACAUGCACCUAUAAAACCAGCUUCUGGAUUUGAGACAUGCUCUGAAUUUCAUGAUAUAGUAAUUAGAAAGUUCACAAACCAUCUUAUGAGAAAAGGUAAAAGACAAUUAGCUAGAAAAUUAAUAGAAGAAACUUUUGAAAAUAUUAAAAUAAUAAAAUUAAAUGAAUAUUAUAAUACUUCACCUGAAUAUAGAGAAAAUAUAAUAUUGGAUCCAAAGACACUUUUGCAUCAUGCUGUAAAAAAUUGUACACCUAUUUUAGAAUUAAAGAAAAUAAAAAGAGGUGGAAUUUAUUAUCAGGUUCCAAUACCAAUGAAUGAUAGUAGAGCUCAAUUUUUAUCUAUAAACUGGCUAAUUAAAACUGCACAAGAAAAAGGAAAUAUUGAAAAAUUUUCUAAUGUAUUAGCAAGAGAAAUUAUUGAUGCUGCAAAAAAUCAAGGUCGAGUUGUUAAAAAGAAACAAGAAUUACAUAAAUUAUGUGAAGCAAAUCGAGCUUAUGCACAUUAUAGAUGGUUGUAAAAAAAAUAUUAAAAACAAUAUUAAAAUAUAUAUUAUAAUAUAAAAUAUAUAAAAUAAUAAAAAAAAAAUUAAAUAAAAAGAAAA
Molecule: messenger RNA, 1058 nt
Organism: Apis cerana (Asiatic honeybee)
Lineage: Eukaryota; Metazoa; Arthropoda; Insecta; Hymenoptera; Apidae
Gene: mRpS7
Product: mitochondrial ribosomal protein S7
Biological process (GO): translation
Molecular function (GO): structural constituent of ribosome; RNA binding
Source: RefSeq, a predicted model, not a curated record